Branchiostoma floridae (Florida lancelet) is the source of this 2053-nucleotide messenger RNA. RefSeq names its product N-acetyltransferase 14-like. Lineage: Eukaryota; Metazoa; Chordata; Leptocardii; Amphioxiformes; Branchiostomatidae. Bases 143 to 799 code for a protein of 218 amino acids. The record is from RefSeq and is a predicted model, not a curated record. Gene Ontology annotation, molecular function: N-acetyltransferase activity. The transcript has 2 exons.
UUGACUCCAAGAUGGUGGCCCGGACCGACUGACUGAACCACAAGUAGCGGACGAUACUUCUUUGUGAGUGGAUCUUGAGACCUGGGUCCAAGCGUAAAACCCUGAAACCUGCUGCCCACUAUUGUCCCUGAAAGCCGCCGACAUGGAAAAUGACGCGAAGAAUGUCACAAUAAGAGAGCUUCGCCGGGAGGAAGAAAUGGAAGCACGUGGCAUCGUGGUGUCUGGACUCUACCGACAGAUAGUGACGCUCGAUGCCGCCUGUAAGAUCAUGCUCUCAGUGAUACAACUGAAGCCUUCUCCCUGGCAGGUUUACAUCAUGUUGGGCCUUCUCAUGGCAAUCUUUUACGCAGUCUCAAAUUCUGUGCUCGUGUCUGUAGGUUUGACGGCCGUCUUUAGUAUUCCCUCCUCUUGGGGACUCCUCUACUGCAUGCUCUGGCUAUACGUACAUGAGGCACGAAGGGAGCUUGAUCACCUGUACUCCUACUACAACGACAAAGCCGGCAGCAGGUUCUGGGUGGCGGUUUGCGGCGGGAAGAUCGCCGGGACGGUCGCUCUGGACAGGACGUCCGACACCGUGGCCGAGCUGAAACGGAUGAGCGUCCUGCCCGAGUACCGACGCAGAGGUGUGGCCACCCGCCUGAUGAAACGUUUCGAGGAGUUCUGCAGAUCUGAUGGCGUCAAGGAGACAUUUCUGACCACUUCUUUUGUUCAGCUUGAAGCUGUGCGUCUCUAUCAAAAGUGCGGUUUUGUUAUCUCCAACACGACGGAGGUAGGCUUUCGACUAGAGAAGAUGAUGUAACUUCAAUCAAUUCAACCAUAGAUUAUGGUCUUUUGUAUAAUACUCUCAUGUAUUUCUAAAAACAAGAUAAGAAGAAUAUAUGUGCACAACAGAUGGAUAACGAUAGAGAUGGAAUGCAUCAUCUUCAUCAUCCCAUGGAGGAAUCCUUGAAUUGACCAAGGAGGUUAACCUCCUUGAUUUGGCGCAUUCCGUUAUGAAAUACGUCGUACAUAGAAGGAGCAAGGUUUUUUUUAACCUCCUUGGACGGAGUAUACAUAAAAUAUCUAGACUUAAAAUGUACAAAGAUGAAAACUAACAAAUUCGCAGCCUCCAGACAGAUGCUCUCUUAUGUCAAAUCGAUUUGGAAGCAUCAGGUGCUAACUGUUGGGCGUGUGGUGUACGCAACACUAGAGAGAAAUGUGGUUAUGCUUUUGGCACGGCGCCCAGUCAAUCUUCUCAAACACGUCUCUUAUCACUUCAUCAAUUCUUCAGUCUUUUCUAUCCGAAGUGCAUAUAUGCAUAACGAUAACAAAGUUGUGAAUGCGAAAAAUAAACUUAGAACGUGCAGACUCUUAGAUUAUAACGAAGCAGACAAAAUUUACACCACAGAUCCACCGUUACCAAACUAAGAGUCAGUUGUACCAAAUUGCGAAUUGAAUCAGGAAUAACCACACAGAGCAAAGAAUCUGCCAAUUUUGUAGUUUAGGUAAAGUAGAAGAUGAAGUACAUUUUACUGUGGAUUAUGCUUUGUACGAUAGCGAUAGAAACAUUCUAUUCGACUAUGUGUGAAAUAAAUUUCCCCACUUCAGGUACUUGAAUAGUAAAGAGAAAUUCAUAUUCCUUACAGCCUUUGAUAAACCUAUCCUAACCAUCCAUACAGCUAACUACAUUUAAGCAAUUACCAAGAAGCGAGAGUCGAAUGUACUGGAGCGGACUAGACGUUUAUUUGUACCAAGGAGGUUAAAAAUCAACCUCCUUGUUUGUACACAGUCACUUCUUCUGGAUUCGUACAUCAAGUUAACAAUAAACAUGUAUAUGAUUGUUAACAUAUGAUCUGUGUUUAGCCCAGUGGGGCAGAAAUGUACAAUGAAGGUCUUUAUUCAUUUCUUGAUACACUCAGACACACAGAAAUAAACAAGCUAGCGUCAUAACCUCAUUGAAUAUACCUAACGUCUACCAAAGGUGCCCCCUUUUUGUGUUGUAGUCAACCAUCUAAUAAGAAUGAACUCUUCCAAGCCGGGUCAAUGACCGUGCGGACACCUUGGUCCCAGGAUG